Molecule: messenger RNA, 1088 nt
Organism: Phlebotomus papatasi
Lineage: Eukaryota; Metazoa; Arthropoda; Insecta; Diptera; Psychodidae
Gene: Snap29
Product: synaptosomal-associated protein 29
Exons: 2
Coding region: 103-912 (269 amino acids)
Biological process (GO): synaptic vesicle priming; synaptic vesicle fusion to presynaptic active zone membrane; exocytosis
Cellular component (GO): plasma membrane; SNARE complex
Molecular function (GO): syntaxin binding; SNAP receptor activity
Source: RefSeq, a predicted model, not a curated record
AAAUAUUUACAUUAGUUCAGACGGGGUGAAAUGACAGUAUAAUUUGUGGUUGUGUGCGAGAGAAAGAAAAAUUGCUUGUCAGUGUUCAUAAGAUUAGUGGAAAUGUCUGGCUUCAAGUACGUGACAAAUCCCAAUAGUUUAUUCGUCGAGGACGACGUGGACGAUGAGACAUUCCUGAGGAACUCCCGGACCAAUUACAGCACUGAGGGGGCCACAAGUGCACCCAAGUACAACACGAACCCCUUCCUACAAGAUGAUGAUUAUGAGCAACAGAGGCAGAUGUAUGAGGAACGAAGGAGGGAGAUUGAGGACAGGACGUUGCUGUCGUCAGAACGUAGUCUUGGCCUGCUUUAUGAGACAGAGCAAGUGGGAAUGGCUACGGCUGAAGAGCUGUCGAGGCAGCGUGAACAGCUGGAGAAUACAAGUAAGCAACUGGAUGAUAUAAAUUCUACGUUGCGCUUCAGCCAGAGACACCUGACUGGACUCAAGAGUGUCUUUGGGGGAUUGAAGAACUAUCUGACCAGGCAGAAGGAAUUUACUCCGCGAAUGAGCGCCUCACCCAGUGGCAGCAAUAUACCCGAGACUGCUUCAUAUCAGGAACAACCAAAGUCCCAAAUGAGUCCAGAGGAGCGCUAUGAAAAUCACCCUGUAAGUCGUCUCAGGAGUGAUGCUCCUUCGUAUGCCCAGCAGCAGACAAUUCCUGGUCCGGCUGCUUUCAAUGCGCGCCUAGAACAAAAUCUCGACAGUAUGGUGGGCAGUUUGUCACGUCUCAAGGGUCUGGCCAUUGACCUCAAUCAGGAAAUUGACUCCCAGAAUGACCUCAUUGACAACAUCACAAACAAAGUGGAGGACACGGACAUGAAGAUUGGGAAACAGAAUCGUGAUAUGUACAAAUUGCUAGGAAAGAAGUAAUUUUGUGCAAUCAGAAGGAUAAUGCGAGAUACUCCACCAAAGCAACUGAUCGAAUCUGAUUUUCCUCUCUAUCUUCUGGUGACUCUGUAUUUUUUUCUUUUCUAAAAUACCUAUACGCCCCCUUUAUUCCCGUCUAUUGUGAAAUAAAUAUAAAUUUAGUUAAAUUUUCCAAUGUA